Molecule: messenger RNA, 3831 nt
Organism: Akanthomyces muscarius
Lineage: Eukaryota; Fungi; Ascomycota; Sordariomycetes; Hypocreales; Cordycipitaceae
Exons: 1
Coding region: 1-3831 (1276 amino acids)
Biological process (GO): intracellular calcium ion homeostasis; calcium ion transmembrane transport
Cellular component (GO): intracellular membrane-bounded organelle; membrane
Molecular function (GO): ATP binding; P-type calcium transporter activity; ATP hydrolysis activity
Source: RefSeq, a predicted model, not a curated record
AUGGACGAAAUCACGCCGGUCCCGGGCCCGGCCUCGCGCCAUGAGCGACUCGCUGCUGCUGCUGCUGUGCCCAACAGCAACCCCGACGACACGGCCGCCGCGCCCGCCUCGUUUGAGGACAUUUCUCGAGACGUCCUCGACGAGGAGCCCGACUCGGACAGCGGCCCCUUUGCCUUUUCCACCACGCAGCUCUACAAGCUCCUGACGUACCGCAGCAUGGCCGCCCUCGACGUCUUUGGCGGUCUCUACGGCCUGGCCGGCGGCCUGCGAGCCAACGUCGCCACGGGCCUCAGCGCCGACGAGGCCAAGCUGCCCGGCCGCAUCACCUUUGACGAGGCCGUCGCCGCUGCGAGGGAAGAACGCGAUCCCACCAUCGAACAGGUCCUGCCCUCCAGAUCGACCGGCACCGGCCUCACGCUGCGAAUAGGAGACGAGCCCGACAGCCACUUUGUAGACCGCCGCCGCAUCUAUGGCGCCAACCGACUGCCGCGACGACCCCAAAAAUCCUUCUUCCGCCUCAUGUGGAUUGCCUUCAACGACAAGCUCCUCAUACUGCUGACCAUUUCCGCCUGCAUCUCCCUCGCCAUUGGCAUCUACCAGUCCGUCGACGCCAAGAGCAAGAAUGCCAACAUUGAGUGGGUAGACGGCGUCACCGUCGUCAUUGCCAUUCUCGUCAUCAUCUUUGCCAGCGCCGCCACCGACUGGCAGAAAAAUCACAAGUUUGAAAAGCUCAACGAGCGUAAAUCCCAGCGCGAUGUUGCUGUCCUGCGUCAUGGCAGGAUUCAGCACGUCUCCGUCUACGACGUCAUGGUCGGCGACGUGCUGCACGUCGAAGCUGGCGAGGUGCUUGCCGCCGACGGUGUCCUCGUCAGUGCUGCUGGCUUGCACGUCGACGAAUCCUCGGUCUCUGGCGAAGCCGGCCUCGUUCACAAGACCCUCGCAAACGACCACGACCCGACCCAUGCCACCCGCGCCGACCCCUUCCUCUUCAGCGGCACCACCAUCUGCCGCGGUGUAGGCCAGUACCUGGUGACGGCGGUAGGUGCCAACUCGACCUAUGGAAGGACACUCAUCUCCCUGCGCGAAGAUGUGGAAGAGACACCUCUCCAAGCCAAGCUCGGCCGGCUCGGAAAGCAGCUUAUCCUGUUUGGUGCCGCCGCCGGCUCUGUCUUCUUCCUCAUCCUCUUCAUCCGCUUCAUGGUCAACUUGGACGACCUCAAGGGCAUCGGGCCAUCUGAAAAGGCCGAGAAAUUCUUUGGAAUCUUGAUUCUGGCCAUUACCGUAGUCAUCAUUACGGUUCCUGAAGGCCUCGCUCUCAACGUCACCAUCGCCCUUGCUUUCGCCACCAAGCGCAUGCUGAAGGACAACAACCUAGUUCGCCUCAUUCGAUCCUGCGAAAUCAUGGGCAACGCGACGACCGUGUGCUCCGACAAAACUGGUACAUUGACCCAGAAUAAGAUGACGGUUGUUGCUGGUCGGAUCGGUCUAGAAUGCAGUUUUGACGACACAGAGACUAAAGAGGCCGUGCCUGGUGCGCCGACUACAGUCGUGGUCAAGAGCGAGACCUCGAGCUACGCAACCUCGCAUCUAUCAACUGACCUGCGUGAUCUUAUCAAGGAUAGCAUCGCUUUGAACUCGACAGCCUUUGAGACCGAUGAUAGCUCCAAGCCCAACUACGUUGGCUCUAGCACAGAAACCGCUCUGCUCAAGUUCUCUCAUGAUCAUUUGGGGAUGGGGCCGCUUCGCGAAGAGCGCGCCAAUACGCCCGCGCUCACAAUGUUUCCCUUUGACUCGACGAGGAAGUGGAUGGCUGUUCUCAUCAAGCUUCCCAACGGACGGUAUCGCCUGCUCAUCAAAGGCGCCGCGGAAGUUGUAUUUGAGUAUUGUGCCUAUACCAUUUCUGAUACGGAAUACCGCAUCAGCACCGCCCGUCUAAGUGAGGAGGAUCGAACAAGCGUACGCGACUCUAUCCAGGAGUAUGCUGGACAGAUGUUGCGCCCGGUCGCCGUUGCUUUCCGCGAUUUUGAAGCUUCAGAGGUGUUUGACAGCCCAGACGACGACCCGGCGGCGGUCAAUCUGGAAUGGUUCGCUUCCGGCCUUGUCCAUGUUGGCUUGUUUGGCAUCAGAGAUCCUCUUCGACCGGAAGUUGUUGACUCUGUCAAGAAAUGCCAAGAGGCUGGUGUUUUUGUUCGCAUGAUUACUGGUGACAACUUCGUGACAGCCAAAGCUGUUGCGACUGAAUGUGGCAUCUAUACGUCUGGCGGAAUUGCCAUGGAUGGGCCGACUUUCCGAAGAUUGUCUCCUGAACAACUUGACAGCGUCAUUCCUCGCCUCCAGGUCCUCGCGCGAUCUAGCCCCGAAGAUAAACUUCUAUUGGUGUCGCGCCUUCGUGGCAUGAAAGAAACAGUUGCUGUCACCGGCGACGGUACCAACGACGCCCUUGCACUGAAGGCCGCCGAUGUCGGCUUCGCCAUGGGGUUGCAGGGCACAGAGGUCGCUAAGGAGGCAGCGUCCAUUAUCCUACUCGACGACAACUUUGCUUCCAUUGUCAAGGCUCUGAGCUGGGGCCGUACCGUCAACGACGCCGUGAAGAAGUUUUGCCAGUUUCAGUUUACAAUCAACAUUACGGCCGGUAUCAUUACAGUCGUGUCAGAGCUGGUAGGAGACUCCGUCUUUACCGUGGUUCAGCUUCUCUGGAUCAACUUGAUCAUGGACAUCUUUGCUUCUCUUGGCUUGGCCACCGACCAUCCUUCUCCAGACUUUUUGAAGCGAAAGCCUGAACCCCGCAACGCCCCGGUUGUCAGCAUAACCAUGUGGAAGAUGAUUCUCGGACAGUCCAUCUACCAGCUCCUUGUCAUCUUCUUGGUUCAUUACAUUGGAUGGGACAUCUUUGACCCUACCACCACAAACGAUAUUGAGAAGCUCCAAACCUUUGUCUUCAACAUCUACGUCUGGAUGCAAUUCUUCAACCAGCACAACUGCCGACGAGUCGACAACAAGCUCGAUAUUUGGUACCAGGGUGUAUUGCGCAACCCUUGGUUCAUUGGCGUCCAAUGCCUCACCCUGGCUGGCCAGUUCAUCAUCAUCUUCAAAGGUGGCGAGGCAUUCGACACGGUACCCCUCAGUGGUGCCCAGUGGGGGUGGAGUAUGCUCUUUGGCAUACUCACCAUUCCGCUUGGUGCACUGAUCCGCCAGGUCCCUGACCGCUGGGUCCUACGUUUUUUCCUAGCCAUCAAGUCUGCCUUCAUGACUGUCACCGGCCCCGUGCAGCGCCGCCUGCCGCGCCUGCGCAAGAAGAAGCAGCAGCAAGACGCAGAGGAGCAAGCUAGGCAGCCCGAGCCCCUCAGCGCGGUGGAGGAGAUGAUGUCCCGCCACGGCCGCCAGCUGCUGCAGCAGCUCAAGGGCGAGGGCCAGGAUCUCGAGAUGACGCCCGAGCAGCGCCAGGCCCUCGAGAUCGCCGCCCAGCGCGCCCGCGACGACGGCGCGGAUCAAGACAAGCCCGAGCGCGAGGUUGAUCUCCUCGGCCUCAUCGAGGCGGCCAAGGUCGGCCGCUCCGUGGACCGCGACCUGCUCGAGAUUCACCCGCGCACGCCCAAGGAGGACCCAAUCCUCGGCACAUGGAUCAACCACCGCGUGCCCCCGAGCCAGGAUGAGAACAUACUGCGCUACAUGAAUGCGGGCAAGGAGGAUGAGACGCCGCGGCGGCGCCGCAACAGAGUCCCGGCCACAUAUAAAUGGGUCGAGCCGACGAGGCCGCAGCUCACGCACACACGACCCAAGGCGCGCAACGGGUUCACGUGGGAGUCGUUUCUCCGCUCUAAACGUCGAUAG